Triticum dicoccoides is the source of this 754-nucleotide messenger RNA. Its product is annotated as agamous-like MADS-box protein AGL80. Lineage: Eukaryota; Viridiplantae; Streptophyta; Magnoliopsida; Poales; Poaceae. The record is from RefSeq and is a predicted model, not a curated record. The transcript has a single exon. Gene Ontology annotation, molecular function: DNA-binding transcription factor activity, RNA polymerase II-specific; cis-regulatory region sequence-specific DNA binding; protein dimerization activity. The coding region runs from base 1 to 684 and encodes 227 amino acids. Gene Ontology annotation, biological process: positive regulation of transcription by RNA polymerase II.
AUGGCUCGCAAGAAGGUGGCCCUCCGGUACAUCCGCAAUGACUCGGCGCGGCAGGAUACCUUGAAGAAGCGCAGCAAGAACCUGAUGAAGAAGGCCGGUGAGGUGGGCACCUUGUGCAACGCCAAGGCGUGCGUGCUGGUGUAUGGCGAGGGCGCAACGGUGCCGGAGGUGUUCCCAUCCCAUGCUGAGGCGGUGGCUAUCUUGAAUAGGUUUAAGAGCAUGCCAGAGGUGGCGCGGCUAAAGAAGACGAUGGACCAGAAGAGUGUCCUUAGUCAGCGCGUCGCAAAGCUCCGAGACCAGGUCCAGAAGACUAGGUGCGAGCUCCAAGACCGUGAGACCAAGUUUCUCCUGCAUGAGGCCAUGGUCAGCGGCCGCCUCCCUGGAAACAUCGCGGAGCUCACAUUGAUGGCUUGGAAGUUGGAGUUAAUGUUGAAGAGCCUGGGCGAGCGCAUCGCAAAAAUGAGCGGGCAACCGCCAGUCUACCAAACGCAGGCACCAUACAUCACCGACAACAUGGACAUGGGGCCUCCAGCCAUGUACCGGGUGCCGCCGCACCAGCAGGAGGGUUGGCUUGAGACAGUGAGGUCCGAAGGGGACCAUGGCACCCAGAUCUACAAUGGCCACAGUACUGGUGGCCAUAAUGGCACCAACUUCGGCUUCAUUCCUAGUCAUAUGAAUAUGUAAGCAGGAAGACAAUCUCUACAUGUAGGGCAUGCCCAUCUACAUGUGCCUCAUCUCCUUUUAUUUAGUCUUG